CAGAGCCUUUGGGCUCUUUCUUUUGUUACAAGGUCUUCUUUCUCCUAGGCUAGGAACCACCACGCACGACACCUGCAAUGAAGAUACGUACAGCACCUUGUUACAGAGGUACCAGCGCUCCGAGGAAGAGCUGCGCAGAGUUGCCGAGGAGUGGCUAGAGUGCCAGAAGAGGAUCGAUGCCUACGUGGACGAGCAGAUGACAAUGAAAACCAAACAGCGCAUGUUAACAGAAGACUGGGAGCUUUUUAAACAAAGAAGAUUCAUCGAAGAACAGUUAACGAACAAGAAAGUAGUUGCUGGUGAGAACAACUUCACAGACACUAUGAGGCACAUGCUGUCAUCCCGGCUGAGUGUGCCCGACUGCCCCAACUGUAGCUACCGGAGAAGAUGUGCUUGUGAUGACUGCAGCCUCUCACACAUCCUCACUUGUGGUAUCAUGGACCCACCCGUCACUGAUGACAUCCACAUUCACCAGCUACCACUGCAAGUGGACUCUGCUCCCGACUAUCUCUCUGAGAUGCGCCCACCCAGUGUGUCAUCAGCAAGCUCAGGGUCAGGCUCCAGCUCUCCCAUUACAAUUCAGCAACAUCCCAGACUCAUCCUCACAGACAAUGGCUCUGCACCAACUUUUUGUAGUGAUGAUGAAGAUGUCGCACCAUUGUCAGCUAAAUUUGCUGAUAUUUAUCCACUGAGUAACUACGAUGACACAGAGGUGGUGGCCAACAUGAAUGGAAUCCACAGCGAGUUGAAUGGUGGUGGGGAAAAUAUGGCCCUGAAAGAUGAGUCUCCUCAGGUAAGCAGUACCAGUAGCAGUUCUUCGGAAGCUGACGACGAAGAAGCAGAUGGUGAGAGUAGUGGGGAGCCACCAGGAAUCCCAAAGGAAGAUGGAGAUCUGGAAAAUAGGAGCCCCAGGAAAGAGGAAAGCAAAGUGGACAGUUCACCCUCAUCUUAUCCAACUCAGCAGGCUGAACAAGCUCCGAACACUUGUGAAUGUCAUGUUUGUAAACAAGAAGCUUCUGGACUAACGCCAUCUGCAAUGACAGCUGGAGCCCUUCCUCCUGGCCAUCAGUUCAUGAGCCCGGAAAAGCCCACACACCCUGCACUGCACCUUUACCCCCACAUCCAUGGACACGUGCCUUUGCACACCGUCCCACACCUGCCUCGUCCUCUCAUCCACCCCACCUUAUACGCAGCGCCCCCCUUCACACACAGUAAGGCUUUACCGCCAGCACCUGUUCAGAAUCACACAAAUAAGCAUCAGGUAUUCAAUGCAUCUCUUCAAGACCAUAUUUAUCCGAGCUGUUUUGGGAGUGCUCCAGAGUGGAAUAGUUCUAAGUUUAUAAGUCUCUGGGGAUCAGAAGUGAUGAAUGAUAAGAACUGGAAUCCUGGCACUUUCUUGCCAGAUACAAUUUCUGGGAGUGAUAUAUUAGGGCCAACACUCUCAGAAACAAGACCUGAAGCCCUUCCACCUCCAUCUAGCAGUGAAACACCUGCAGUUUCGGAUAGUAAAGAGAAAAAAAAUGCUGCAAAAAAGAAAUGUUUGUACAAUUUUCAAGAUGCUUUUAUGGAAGCAAACAAAGUUGUCAUGGCCACCUCAUCAGCCACGUCCUCCGUGUCAUGCACGGCUACCACGGUGCAGUCCAGCAACAGCCAGUUCAAAGUGUCCUCCAAGAGACCUCCUUCAAUAGGUGACGUCUUUCAUGGCAUCAACAAGGAGGACCACAGACACUCAGCACCCACAGCCCCGAGGAACAGCCCCACAGGCUUGACCCCGCUUCCAGGGCUCUCGCCUGCUGCACUCUCGCCUGCUUCCACACCUCACCUUGCCAAUCUUGCAGCCCCGUCAUUCCCCAAAGCUGCAACUACAGCUCCAGGGUUUGUGGACACACGCAAGAGCUUUUGUCCUGCACCCCCUCCCCCCACCACAGACGGCUCCAUCAGCGCCCCUCCAAGUGUCUGCAGUGACCCCGACUGCGAAGGACACCGCUGUGAGAAUGGCGUCUAUGACCCACAGCAGGACGAUGGGGAUGAGAGUGCAGACGAGGAUAGCUGCUCUGAGCACAGCUCUAGCACCUCAACCUCCACCAACCAGAAGGAGGGCAAGUACUGCGACUGCUGCUACUGCGAGUUCUUCGGGCAUGGCGGGCCUCCAGCUGCACCAACAAGUAGAAACUAUGCAGAAAUGAGGGAAAAGCUUCGUUUACGGCUGACCAAGAGGAAAGAAGAGCAACCUAAAAAAAUAGAUCAGAUCUCAGAAAGGGAGAGUGUUGUUGACCAUCGAAGGGUAGAGGAUUUGUUACAGUUUAUAAACAGCUCAGAGACCAAACCAGUGAGCAGUACGCGAGCAGCCAAGCGAGCAAGACAUAAACAGAGAAAGCUGGAGGAGAAAGCUCGCCUGGAAGCCGAGGCCAGGGCCAGGGAGCAUCUGCACCUCCAAGAGGAGCAGAGGCGGCGUGAGGAGGAGGAGGAGGAAGAGGAAGAAGAAGAGGAGCGUUUCAAGGAGGAAUUUCAGCGGCUUCAGGAGCUUCAAAAGCUGAGAGCUGUGAAAAAGAAGAAGAAGGAGAGACCAAGUAAAGACUGCCCCAAGUUGGACAUGCUUGCUAGAAAUUUCCAGGUAGCAACAGAGCCUGUUCCUAACUCUGAAAACAUCCACAAUGGCUCACUGGAGCCAACUGAAGAACCAGAAACCUCAUCUCGCUCUCCUUCCAGACCUGUGAACCACACAGAGCCCAGGCCGGUGCCUCGAGCUGAUGGGGAUGCUGCAGACCCUGUUGACAUCAGGGACUCCAAGCUUCUCCUCUCCAAGGAUGUCAGUGGGAAGCAGCACGAGCCCCUGUCUUUUUUCUUCGACAUAAUGCAGCACCAUAAAGAGGGAAAUGGCAAACAGAAGCUAAAGCAGCCCAGUAAGGCCAGCAAUGAGCCAGUGAGGAAGCCUAUGGAGCCCCCCAAAGCCACAGAGGGCCAGCCCAAACCCCGGGCACAGACUGAGUCAAAAACUAAAGUGGUUGACCUCACUUCCCUCACAGAGCAGAAAAGAGAGGAGAGAAAAGUCAACAGUAACAAUAAUAACAAAAAGCAGCUGAACCAUGUCAAGGAAGAAAAGUCAAACCCAAGCCCUCCGGAGCCCACCUCUCCCAGCGAGCAUCAGCAGAACCACAAGCUGAUCCAGGCAGAUUCUCCUCAGCCCAAAGGCAAGAACAAGAAAAAUAAGAAGAAGAAAGGAGACAGAGUCAACAAUUCCAUUGAUGAUGUCUUUCUGCCUAAAGAUAUUGACUUAGACAGUGUGGAUAUGGAUGAGACAGAAAGGGAAGUGGAAUAUUUCAAAAGGUUCUGCUUGGAUUCUGCUAGACAGACGCGACAAAGACUGUCCAUCAAUUGGUCCAACUUUAGCUUGAAAAAAGCCACCUUUGCUGCCCACUGAAUGAGGAGCCCCUGGAGAGGGACAUGCGGGAGCUGGGCCAGGCUACGCCACCCCGAGAGUCAAGAGCUGAAAGCCGAGCCCCUUACUGGCCCCCAGGGCCGUGGUGCUCGCCCAGCGCUAUGUGGGGCAGGCACCACUGCCUGAGACCCCUAGACCGACAACUUGCCACUCGGCCUGCGCUGUUAGCUUGUGUGCGUGUCUUCUGUGCGUGAGACUCCUUGGAUUGUAGCUCUGUGCUGUCGGAUUGGAACAGUAGUUCCCACCAAGUCCUCCCACCACCACGACCUCGGAGGCCUGGGCCGUGGCUGGAUACAAGUUUGCAUCAUCACGUGGCUCCAUUGCCUCUGCAUUGCAUCCUGUCCCAUCAUCUGUCCCUACUGGGGUGUCGGCCGUCACUCAGCUCUUCUGUGCCCGUGUCCAACCUGAGGCAGGCUGGGCGGGGCAGGCCUCCUCCGUGCUCCUCCACGAUCUACUGUUUCAGAGUGUACACGUUGCGCUGUUUGUGUUUGAUCCCCCUGACUUGUAGCCAGCUUGUGUAUGAUCCCUACAGAAUGAGAAAGUUACAAACAAGAACCCACCCAGUACUCACCAUCAAGUCCGUUAGAGAGUGUACGACUGUAUUAACACGGAGGCCUGCCUGGCUACUUUUUUAACAUAUUGUUAAGUAAUAUUAAAAUCAUGUCUUUCUUUUUGAAAGAUGGAAUACAUUAGUACAGCAGGA
Molecule: messenger RNA, 4142 nt
Organism: Carlito syrichta (Philippine tarsier)
Lineage: Eukaryota; Metazoa; Chordata; Mammalia; Primates; Tarsiidae
Gene: FAM193A
Product: family with sequence similarity 193 member A
Exons: 15
Coding region: 197-3421 (1074 amino acids)
Source: RefSeq, a predicted model, not a curated record